AAAAAAAAAAAAAACUGAAACUCUUUCUUCCUAUCUCCCUUUUUUUCUUAUUUUUUUAAUUUUUUUUUGUGUCUGCUAAAACAACAGUGUAUCUAUUAGAUUGAUGUGUUUGAAAGUGUAUAAGAUUUUAUCGGUAGACUUACUGUUUCACUUGUUCUUUACUUUAAUCAUUUAAUUCAUUCAUUCAACUUUCAAUCCUAUUCUUUGUUUUUCGUCUUUGUUUUCUGGGGGCUUGGAGAGGGAAAGAGGACGGGAUCGGACGGCUGCCGAUCUUCUGCUCAGGUCCAUCGUACAGUUAGGUCCUUCUCUUUGUCAGCUCUUCUCCCCACGUAAGUCUAUCCAUCUCUCCAACUCUCCAUCUCCAGUUUCCACCACCUGAACUCUGCACAAUCAAUGGCUAAAAAUGCACUUGCCUUUUUAGGCCAACUUUUCAUCUCUCUCUUCGCCUUUUCUUUUUCCGUUUUAUAUUAUUAUAUAAAAUUUAUUCAAUCAUUUCCUUAUUAUCUCUCUUUCUGCACUAUUGCUUCUCUCUCGCUCUCUACGUUGUUGUCUUCCUUUAAUAAAUCUGCUCUUGCACUAAUCCGAUUAAUUGUUUCCAUUGCCUACUUACAAUUACUUUUCUUUUUGUUUUUAAUAUAAGGUUUUAUUUUUUUUUUCUAAUGCUGUUUUUAUUGCAUGCAAUGAAGCUUUCUGAGAUUUUUUUUUUGUUAUGGGUUGAUUUAUUUAUCAACACUUAAAAUUUUCUUGAUUAGCUUAAUAUUAAAGCAACCGUUUUUAUUCUUGAAUUAAACUAAUUUUUUUUUUUAUCCUUUAGAAACUUUUAGCAUGAGUUUUAAACUGUUAUUUGUCUUAAACCCUACAGUACUUUUAUUUUAUUUUUUCCGAAAAAAAAAAAAAACAGUGUAGCAACUUCUGAGGAUCAAUGAGUUUAUUUAUAUUUUUAAUGGGUUUAUAAGUUUAACUAUGAUCUGCAUGUAAAUCGAGUUUCACUUUGUUCAAAAGCUUUUAUUUUUUUUCGGACUUAAGAUUUGUUGAUUCUCUGUAUGGAAAGUGAUUAUCAGAAAGGAAUUUGCAUUUGUUCUUUUUAUACAGUGCGUAUGGAAUCCUUAGUGGGUGUUAUUGCAUUUGUUCUUUUCAUUUAGUUAUUUUUUAUGUCUGCUUUGAUUUGAUAUUAAUGUAACUUUUAUGGUUGUUAUCAGGAAUGGUUUUAAGCCUAGAUUUCAUGGUAAAGCUCUUUGCUUUCUCAUGGGUUUAUUUUUUGUUUGCAUUUAAAGUUUUCUAAGACAUAAAUUGAAGCCUAAAUGCCUAUUUACAAGCUUGAUAUUGCUGUUGUGGGUUAUGAUUUAAUGAUCUAAAAUGUUUCUAUUUUAGUUCAAUGUGAGGAGUAUUCAGUUUUUUUUAAAGAAAUGCUGUUAAAACCAUUUUAGUGGUCUCCUUGGAAAAUUCUCUUCUCAAAAGAAGUUUUUGAGAGGUACCUUAAAGUUUGGAUUCUUUUUAUCUUGUCGUGCUGGUGAAAUUUUUUGCUUUUUGAUGAUUGAAAUGACCAAUAGCCUUGAAUAUAAUAAGAAUAUUAAAGCAACUAUUUUGAUAAUUAUUAUGUGGUAGAUAGAUUACAAUGUAGAAUAUCACUUUUCUAUGUGGGAAAGUGGGUUGUCACAUCAUAUGAACUGGUGUUGUUGAAUAUGAGUCUCAAUUCUUGGGCAAGCUGUAGGCACCACUGCUUUAUGGAGGCUUUCCUGUGAGCAAGUUGUAAUUCUGAAACACUAAGAGCCUAUGGAACCUAAUGGUGAUAGGAGAGUGAGGAGAAGGGAUCAUCUUGCCCAAAAAAAUGGAGAUGCUUAUUUAUCUUGUUCCGUUGAUGAACUAGAUCCAUGGACUGCAUGGGCAUACAAACCUCGUACUGUUUCAUUAUUAUUUAUUGGUGCAUGCUUUCUUAUAUGGGCAAGUGGAGCUCUUGACCCUGAGAUCAGCGAAUCUGGUGAUCUUGUGACAUCUGUAAAAAGGGGUUUAUGGGCAAUGAUUGCAGUUUUUCUUGCUUAUUGCUUGCUGCAGGCUCCUUCUACGGUCCUUAUUCGGCCACAUCCUGCAAUUUGGCGUUUAGUUCAUGGAAUGGCUGUUGUUUACCUUGUUGCACUCACAUUUUUGCUUUUUCAGAAGCGUGAUGAUGCUAGGCAAUUCAUGAAGUUUCUCCAUCCUGACCUUGGUGUAGAGCUUCCAGAAAGAUCAUAUGGUGCCGAUUGUCGCAUAUAUAUUCCUGAAAAUCCCUCUAGCAGGUUUAAGAAUGUUUAUGAAACGCUGUUUGAUGAAUUUGUUCUAGCCCACAUCUUUGGUUGGUGGGGCAAGGCCAUUUUAAUCCGCAAUCAGCCACUUCUCUGGGUCCUCUCAAUUGGAUUUGAGUUGAUGGAGUUUACCUUCCGACACAUGCUACCCAACUUUAAUGAGUGCUGGUGGGACAGCAUUAUUCUUGAUAUUUUGAUGUGUAAUUGGUUUGGUAUUUGGGCUGGAAUGCAUACUGUUAGGUACUUUGACGGGAGAACUUAUGAGUGGGUUGGUAUAAGUCGCCAGCCUAACAUCAUUGGCAAAGUUAAACGAACAUUAGGACAAUUUACACCAGCACAUUGGGACAAAGAUGAAUGGUACCCCCUGCUUGGUCCAUGGCGAUUCAUUCAAGUUCUCAGCCUUUGCAUUGUUUUCUUGACAGUAGAACUUAAUACAUUCUUUCUAAAGUUUUGUCUCUGGAUUCCUCCUCGAAACCCUGUGAUUGUGUAUAGGUUGAUCUUGUGGUGGCUAAUAGCAAUACCAACAAUUCGUGAGUACAAUUCAUACCUCCAAGACCGAAAACCAGUGAAAAAGGUUGGAGCAUUUUGUUGGCUUUCCCUUGCAAUUUGCAUUGUUGAGCUUCUCAUUUGCAUCAAGUUUGGACAUGGUUUAUAUCCCAAGCCGAUGCCAAAAUGGUUGGUAAUUUUCUGGUUGUCCAUCGGAGCGGCUCUUGUUUUAUUCAUUCUCAUAUGGUCUUGGAAACUGCAGCAGAGCUACAGCAAAAAGAGACGAUAAUUUUGGAAAUGCAGAACAUUAUUCUUUGGUUACUUACUGUUGAUGUGAGUACCCCUCAAUUGUCUGUAAAUGCGAAUAUCACUGCAUAAAUUGUAAAUGCUUAUAACUUAGGUAUUGGAUCUCAGAUUCAAGUUCAAGAUAUUGAUUCUUUGUUGUUAGGAUAGUUAGAGAAAUGCUUGUAUGUUGAAGCUCGCAAGUUCUGACUUUGCCACCAUUUACCAAUGGGGCAAAAUUUUCCGAACUUGUCUUGAGUAUCAACUGAUUCAGAUUUAGAAGCUUUUAAUGAUGUAUUUCUCAUUUUUCA
Messenger RNA from Durio zibethinus, 3358 nucleotides. The record is from RefSeq and is a predicted model, not a curated record. NCBI's taxonomy places the organism in Eukaryota, Viridiplantae, Streptophyta, Magnoliopsida, Malvales, Malvaceae.